Suillus paluster is the source of this 870-nucleotide messenger RNA. RefSeq lists its product as uncharacterized. The record is from RefSeq and is a predicted model, not a curated record. NCBI's taxonomy places the organism in Eukaryota, Fungi, Basidiomycota, Agaricomycetes, Boletales, Suillaceae. Bases 1 to 870 code for a protein of 289 amino acids. The transcript has 9 exons.
AUGCUCGCAAAGCACAACAAAUCCCUUUAUAAGGUUACUGAGAAGAAAAGGUACACUUUCAAAUACCUUCCUGGUGCUUCAUGCAGUUGCAUGGAAGCCAUGGAUGUUGACAACAAGAAUGAUUAUGCCAAGAUGGUGAAGAACAUCAUUUCAGAGAAACUCAAAAAGGUCAAGAUCUUCAUUGAUAUGAAGAAUGUCAAGAAACUGCCUGUUUCUACCCAUGAAGCAAGAAAUGCUGCCAGCCAUGAAAGUGGAGAAUCUGAGGAUGAGGAAACUGUGCUUGUCACCAAGACUGGUGCUUCAGAGCUCAAUGGUAUGGAGAUUCCUUGUACCCCAGCAAUGGUGAAGGAUUGGGCUUGUGCAAUGUAUGAUGGUGAAGCUAUGACUUCAAUGCCACCAAAUAUUCCAUCAUUCAACCCUGUGAAACUUCGAGAUCUUGCCCAUAACCAAGACCAUGCUGCAAUUCCUUCAACACCUCUGCCUACAGUCAAUGCUUCUGUGCCUACCCAUUCACCUAUCAUCUUGACACCAUCAAAGCUUACUCACUUCUUAAACAUUGGAGCUGGACCAGACAUCCUUGCAGAGAUUGCUGACCAAGAAUUUGCUUGCAUUGGGUUGACCCCAGGUGACAUCAUUUGUUUGAAGAAAGAAAGUGUCACUUGGUGGAAUGGCCCCCUUGUGAAGAAUGAGCCAAUUGACAGUACGAAGCAUAAGUGUAGUGAUACUACAGAUUCUGAGAUUCCUGAGGACAGGAGAUACCAGUAUGAGAAAAGAUACCAAUAUGAGAAAAGAUACCACAAUGGAGGACAUGCACGCAUCAAUGGUUCGGUAUUACUCAGAUGCCUCAUUGCUUACGCAUGUGCUUACUGA